Leishmania braziliensis MHOM/BR/75/M2904 is the source of this 3132-nucleotide messenger RNA. RefSeq lists its product as hypothetical. The transcript has a single exon. The record is from RefSeq and is a predicted model, not a curated record. The coding region runs from base 1 to 3132 and encodes 1043 amino acids. NCBI's taxonomy places the organism in Eukaryota, Euglenozoa, Kinetoplastea, Trypanosomatida, Trypanosomatidae.
AUGUUAGGCGGGCCAACUCGCUCUCUUCAUGUGUUGUGGGGUCAGACCCUCGCCCGCUAUGUACCACCGCACAGCCCCUCCGGCCUUGUGCGUGGCCAUUUGCUUCACCGCUACCCCGUCUCCGGCGCUGUCGCUGCUUCAUCACCGGUGCAGAAAAGCGACGCAGAAGUCGAAGCGUACGUGAGUGCCGCGGAGUGGCUGCCUGCACGCACCCCCGCCGAGGUGGUGCUUAACGCAAAUGAGUUUUCGACCGUUUAUGCCGUUCCCACGGCGAGUCCCGAGGACGUUCGAUUGUGCACGCGCUACCUCCUAGCCACCUCCAGCACCACAGCUCCCGUUGCAGUGGGAAACCCACCGUUGCGUGAUGGGAACGUGACCACUGCCACAGUCAUGAGCGACUUGCAGGACACCGGUACGAGCACCUACGAGGCAUCUCCUGGUCGAAAACGCAUUACUUCCGCUCCCCUUCCUUCGAUCAUCACCACUCUAUGUGCUCUUCGCCACGUUCUCGGCGAACAUCAGCGCCUUCUCGCUGGGGCAGAGGCUCUGCAAACUGGUGUCCCCAUCUCGUGCAUCUUGGCAGAGCUCGAGGAGGCGCAGCUGUACCUAACCUGGAGCCUUGGUUCACACCAAUCGGAUCCAUUGACUCAGGGGGUAUUGCCCAGGCCUUGUGAUCUCGUUUGUGGUGAUGGUCACAGUGACCACAUCAGUGUUUCGGCUGGAUUGAGGGAGGCAAUGUCGUCAUUGGCUGGUGGACGCGUGUUUGUGGAGGAGGGGGCUUCUGGGGGUGCUGCAGGUGCCGCCACAUCUCACCCAACUCUCGAUUCAAGGGAAAGGGGGAUAAAGGAACGCGUGGGGCUGCUGCUCCAGCGUUUUCAAAGAGAGGUGGCAUGCCUUCACAGCUGCGGGCCGCAGGGCACCUUAGCUGAAGCACCACACAAACUGAUGCCCAUCAACGCUGAAGGUGCACAGGGCAAACCGUUUCUACCACCGGCAGAGCCCCGUGUUCCUUUGCUGACGGUGGUGACUUCAACAGGUAGCAGCCUCGCCGCAGCUAUGAAGGCUGUGGCUGUAGCAUGGGCGUGUUGCGCUUGUGGGGUCAGGGGCAACAGUGCUGGUCCGUUGCGCUGCUGUGUGUAUGCCGAAGACAUUUUGUGGCGUCCGGCACCUGCAACGGCAUUUGCCGUGACAUGGUGGAUCGCACUCCUACAUCAGUACCAGCGCUCCAGUAGAGCCGCCAACUCUGCUGGCAACUCUCAUUCAUCACCCUCUAAUGCGGCCGCACAAUCCGGCUUGAAAAGGCACGCACCCCCCCGCACAGAUGCGGCUAGCGAGGGGAGCGGGGGGUGCCAUAGCGUUUCAGGAAACCGCAGCGAAGCAAGUUCCGCCGCUGCGUCUUCACCUUCGCUGUGUGACCUCCGCUUUCAUGUAUUGAUCACCGGUGGCGACACGGUCGAUCAUUUUCUCCUACCUCUGAUGGCUGGUGUGAAUGACUGCAGUGUGGGCACGCCCACUACAAACGCCCAACGUAGUGGGCGUAUCGACGUCACGGCGCAGAACGACGAUUGUGGCGGCGGUGACUUAACCAGGCCGUGUCGUGGCGAUGCGGCUCGUGUGUCUGCUGCAGUGCAGUCCGUAACUCGUCACAAGCCUGGAGGGCCUACUGCGCUGUUGUGUUAUGGCUGUCCCGCGGCUCAAGUAGCACAUCUGCGCGAGAUUCACCAUUCGUGCCUCCUCCGGCAAGACAUGGCCGAAUCUUCGGUGGCUAUCGAGUCACGAGAGGCGCUCAACAGGCGGAGUGACGAGCCCGCCAUCACUGAUCGAGAAAGUACCGCUGCUACCCCUGCCCAGUUCGACAAUUUACCGUCAAUGGAGAGGGUUGGUUGUGCCAUCACUGGCGUUGUAGAGUUGUGCACCGAGGCUCCGGCGGUCUCCAUGGUAGCAGCAUUGCCUCGAGCGUCGAGCGCUACUGCAGGCUCUUCAGUGGGGACUUCAAGUGCGUUAUCGCUCUCAUAUUAUCUACGCGGUGCAGGUCUUUCCCUGUCGCUCCCCUCUGAACCACAGCAAGUGUUGUCGACUCUCACAGCAUCAGCACGAUCGAUGACUCUCGACGAGGUUGCAGCGCGUGUCUUCGAGUCUAGCCUGCUGGAGCGGCCGCUCCGUCACGCGGACUUUCACGACUGUCAUCGAGGGACAUGCGUGAAUAAUUCACCGGAGUCGCCCUACGAGCCACAGACGGUGGCUGCGUCCGCAGCACUGCACGGGGGCGCGUCUUUCCAGAGAGGGUGGUGCUCUCUCUGCUUUGCACCGCAAACGCACGCCCCGGCGCUCUUGAGUACGCUGGCGCAGAGCCACUUCAGGCAGCCGCUGCGCGCCGGCCACAGCCUCGACGCGCUGUGCCGCAGAGGGCCCGCUCCGUCACCAUCGCAUAUGCAAAUGGCCCAAGAGGCGCUGCGGUGCGCCACCAGAGGUGGGUGUACGCACCGACACAUCCCCCAAGGCGGACAUCAGGGAGGCAAACAUGCAGGGGCGGGCUCGUCUCCCUCGCUGGCGCUCGUAUCUGUCGUGUCCACAUCGGCACCAACGUGUGCGAGCGAACGCGCCUGCGCGAAUGAGCGGUCAUUGCACUGUGGUGCGCUGCCUGAAGUGCAGUGGAAACACGUGUGCGGCGGCUUCCCACUCCCCCUGACCGCCAUAGGGGGCCGGAGCACACCGUACUUUGUGCCGUGCCUGCUGUUCACAGACUUGGUCGAGGUCGCAUCGAGUAUCUUUACGAAGAAGCAGGAGGGGCGACUGUCCCAAGCACGUAGCGAUGCAAGGCAACUGCGUUGGCCUGCUGCGCCAACCUCCCUCGAUGAUCAUGGUAGUUUGCCGCAAGAAGCACAUCGCUCGGGGGUCGGUGUCUCCCCACAAGAGGCUCUACGACACUUUGCGGAUGAGGAGUUCCGAGAGGAGCGGCGACAAGUGGCCUGUGCCGUAGCGGCAGUGGAGGGCAGUGUCUCCGAGUUGAGGUGUGCGCAUGAUACGGAGAUGGCAGGCUACCGCGGCGUGGUCGCUGGCAACUAUUUAUUUGUGUGUUGCUACCCGGAUGCAUGGCAAGACGCUGUGACGGAUGCCUUGAUGCGGAAGUAG